Messenger RNA from Fibroporia radiculosa, 966 nucleotides. RefSeq lists its product as uncharacterized. The coding region runs from base 1 to 966 and encodes 321 amino acids. The record is from RefSeq and is a predicted model, not a curated record. Lineage: Eukaryota; Fungi; Basidiomycota; Agaricomycetes; Polyporales; Fibroporiaceae. The transcript is spliced from 4 exons.
AUGUCGUCUUCACCUGCUACUGCACCUCACAUGCGAUCUGAUGAAUUGGUGCCUGGACCAGAAGUCAGGGGAGACGAGAUGCAUGAUAUAAAUGACUUUGCAGGAACCCCAGGAACUGGUUGCAUAGUGCAGCCUCUCGGGUCUGUUUCGCGCGUCCCUUCAGCAUUGAAUCCAGAUUCCAACUCAAGCACGGGAGACUACUGUGACGUUUAUUCCCAAUUUCUUACACGGAAAGCGCAGAUCCCCGGACAUUUCCUCACAGGCACUAUUGAGCAUUCGAUCCAGCUUCCCAUUGAAAUAUGGGAUAAAGCGAUUGAUUAUGCGGUGGAGGACACGCAUAACGGAGCCUGGUUACGAAAUUUGGGGUGUGUCGACACCCUCAGCUUCAGAUGUGGGGUCUGGAGGCCUUAUCAACUACAUCCGCAAGUCUUCAUCCAUGUGACUGUCGCAUUUGGGUCAGUCAAGGUCCUCACGCUUGAAGAUAUGAUGUUCCCUUCGGCGUUAGUGUUUGGGCAGCUUGUGCGUGCACUCCCCCAACUCUCCUCCCUCACGUGCCGGUGGGUGGGCUUCAAGAGCAGCUACGAUGUUGUGGGCCGAAUCUGGGAGCUGCAUCCCCUCCGACUCGACACCGUCCAAGUGUGGGACUACGAUGACGUUGUCGACUUCUUCGUAUCGCGCGGCGCACGCCUCCGCAGUCUCUCCUGGAGUGGGGCACAGCCGGAUAUUUUCUCGAAGCUGGUCACUGCGACUGCCGAGUCGCUCGUAUCCCUGCACAUUGGUCAAGUGCAUGUUUCCUCCAAGGAUCCUAUUCCCUCAGGCUUUUACAUUGAUCUCACGCCUGCUCACGUCAACCUACAUACCCUGUCGAUUUCCUCCGACGUCGGAGAUUUGGACGGAGCAGCACACAUUGUGUCCCGCGUGUCUCUUCCCAGGCUGAGAGGUCAAGAUCACGUCAAUGCUCUAUGA